AUGACCCGAAGUCAAGCAUUUGAUGUCACCAUUGACACGGGUCGAAAAUCAUCACUACUUGCUGAGAUGGUCCAUUUGAAUCGUAUCCUAUUACAGAUCAAUGAUUUCAACGUCCGUGCCCCCGAAGAAGAGUUAGACCCUAAGGCUAUCACUAGCAACAUUAAAAAUCUUUCGCAUCAGCUUGACUUGUGGUUUGAGGAACUUCCGAAUCACAUAUGGGAUACCCGGGAAAAUAUGGAACGAUGCUGUUCUACCGAUUCCUACAUGACGACUCAAGGAUUUACCACGCAGACCCGAUACUAUGCAGAUAAAUGCAAGCAGCAUGCCAGCAGUUUAUGUGACAUCGUCCAUGCUUCUGAUGAAGAACCCGGCUGCGACGUCAAGUACAACAUGAUUGGCCACGUACCUGUCAUCUCUUCCACCGUGUAG
This is a messenger RNA of Penicillium atrosanguineum, 429 nucleotides long. Its product is annotated as fungal specific transcription factor domain-containing protein. NCBI's taxonomy places the organism in Eukaryota, Fungi, Ascomycota, Eurotiomycetes, Eurotiales, Aspergillaceae. The coding region runs from base 1 to 429 and encodes 142 amino acids. The transcript is spliced from 2 exons. The record is from RefSeq and is a predicted model, not a curated record.